CCCCAGAGGGGGCGGCACCGAGCUCCGCCCACCGCCCAACACCCGGAGCCACGUCUGAAUGAGACUCAUUGUGAGCGGAGAGGAGAGCGCCGUUGGCAGCCAUGAUCCGGUUCCGAUUUAACGGCUCAUUGGCUACUGGACUCUUAUUGCUUCAGACAGUUUUCCUUCUCGUCUUGUACUCCAGACAAAAUAUAUCUCUACAGAGAACGGAGCCCAGUGAGAAGGUCCAUCUGCUCAUCCUCUCCUCUUGGAGGUCGGGGUCUUCCUUUGUUGGCCAGAUCUUCAGCCAACACCCAGAUGUCUUCUACUUGAUGGAACCUGCGUGGCACGUGUGGGUGUCCAUGUUCCAGAACAGUGCCAAGGUUCUCCACAUGGCGGUACGAGACUUGGUGCGGUCUGUCUUCCUGUGCGACAUGUCCGUGUUUGACGCCUAUAUGCCAAAGGUGCGCAACGUAUCCAACCUGUUCCAGUGGGCCACCAGCAGGGCGUUGUGCACAGAACCAGCAUGCAAGUUCUUUUCACGCGACCAGAUCACGAACGAGUCGGCUUGUAAGACGCUAUGUGGCAAAUACCCAUUUGACAAUAUCAAACAAGUAUGUGGCAUGUACAGCCACAUCGUUAUAAAGGAGGUCCGCUUCUUCGACUUGAAGGUUCUCUAUCCUCUUCUCACCGAUCCUUCAUUGAACCUAAAAAUAAUCCACUUGGUCCGGGAUCCAAGGGCUGUGGCCAAAUCCAGGGAACAGGCCAAGAAGGCUUUAAUCAGAGACAACGGGAUCGUGCUAAACACUAACGGGUCCAAAAUAGACGACACCAAGUAUGAGGUCAUCCAGGAGAUCUGCCGAAGUCACGUGCAGAUAUAUGAAACCGCCACCUAUAAGGCUCCCAGCUUCCUUAAAGAUCGAUACAUGCUGGUCCGGUACGAAGACGUGGUUCGGGAGCCCCUGAGGGAAAUCAAGCAGAUGUACGAAUUUGCUCAUUUGAGGCUGACCAACAAGCUCGAGAAAUGGAUCCACAACAUCACGCAUGGGCAAAGCCCCUCGAACAAAAAGGAAGCCUUCGUGAUAACAUCGCGCAACGCCGCCAACGUGUCUCAAGCCUGGAGGAACAUUCUAUCCUUCGAAAAAGUCAAGAAGAUCCAAAACGUAUGCAAAGGGGCCAUGAAUAAGCUUGGCUAUCUCACCGUAGACUCAAUGGCGGAGCUGGAAGACUUGUCCAUCGACGUUGUGUUGCCUAGGAAGAUGAGCCAGUUCAGUUGGCUUUGACUUAAACAUAACUAGAGACCUUUGCACUUUGGAAGGCUCGUCGCACAACGCCGCCAACGUGUCUCAAGCCUGGAGGAGCAUUCUAUCUUUUGAAGAAAG
Molecule: messenger RNA, 1361 nt
Organism: Rana temporaria (common frog)
Lineage: Eukaryota; Metazoa; Chordata; Amphibia; Anura; Ranidae
Product: carbohydrate sulfotransferase 5-like
Exons: 2
Coding region: 102-1262 (386 amino acids)
Biological process (GO): carbohydrate metabolic process; sulfur compound metabolic process; N-acetylglucosamine metabolic process
Cellular component (GO): Golgi membrane
Molecular function (GO): N-acetylglucosamine 6-O-sulfotransferase activity
Source: RefSeq, a predicted model, not a curated record